Aspergillus wentii DTO 134E9 is the source of this 5530-nucleotide messenger RNA. RefSeq lists its product as uncharacterized. The record is from RefSeq and is a predicted model, not a curated record. NCBI's taxonomy places the organism in Eukaryota, Fungi, Ascomycota, Eurotiomycetes, Eurotiales, Aspergillaceae. The transcript is spliced from 11 exons. The coding region runs from base 194 to 5530 and encodes 1778 amino acids.
CUAGAAUAGAUCGGCCACGGUGCCCCUUCAGCUGGAACAUACCAGCAAAAUGGCGCAGCUGAGAUCGACCAGCUGGCUGCGGGGUUGCCCAGGUGGAUGUUGAGAUUCUGAAAUGUUGAGUUGGGAUGUUGAAAAGAAAAGACGGUGGGCGGUCUCGUGGGAUGAAACAAUGGGUUCUGUCUCCAGUACUUAAAUGGAUGGACAGCCUGCGACUGCACUUCUUCUGUUCCAAUCUCACAGCGGAGGACGGACGAAUAACCAGCAAACCGACAGAAUGGCACGCGACCAGGAACUCGUCUCCCUUUCCUCCUUUGCAAAAGACCUGCUGGCUAGCGGCCACUUGACAUCCCUGGGCUCAGCCAGCUUUCCCAAAGAGAAAGCCCAAGCCGCCCCUCACAGGACCCUGGAUGAGUCCUUCUCAACACAGCCAGCCAGCCCGGCCCAAUGGAUGAACUUGUCGACAUUUUCGGCUGUGACGUCCGUAUCUGCAGACUCUCCUGACUCUCCCGAGCAGCUCAUCGUCGGACACGCUGAGGUGCAAAACGUCGCGCUUGUUGUGGGAGACCAGGAUGGCACUUACAAUGACUGGAACGUGAUGCCUGUCCCCGUUUCUGGGGCCAAGAGCAGUGGGGCUCCGUUGCUUGUUACACCGGUCGGACAAUCCAAGCAGAUCGCUGCUCAGCCGAUGCUUCUGCUCCCUGCUCAUAUGGAUUCCGAUAUCUCGUUCCCCAAGGAUAGCAAGGCUGUGCCGUUGUCUGAAUUGGAGAAAGGACUGAAGGAGUCAAAGGGGAAGGUCGGUGCAGCCGCUAUUGAUUCCUACGUUCUCAGUGGUGAGAUCAAGAAUUUCUUCGGUGUUGAGGGAGUUACCGGCAAGCUGUACUGUUUCAAGAGCAAUGCAGAUGGGAAAGACAGUGAGAAAGACCAAGAUAUCAAUGAAAAGGUCAAGCUUGAAGACAUGGAAUCUCCCCUAGACAUCUUCUUCCCAGAGAUUGAAAACAAGAUGAUCCGAGGCUUGCCUCUCAAGAACCUGGAGUUUACCUUCGCAAACACGAACAAGGACACUCUGUUUCCCGAUGGACUCCGUCUGCAAGGUGAUUUGGAGUUGAAGGAUGGACUGCAGUGGAUCUCAGAUGGUUUGAAGAAUGUCUUUGGCAGUGACAAGGCCACAGAGCUACCCUCGAAAAUACGGCUCAGUGCUCUUUUGGCAAAGGAGAGAGACUGGAGCAAGAAGCCCAAAAUUGAGGGUAUCGUUCUUCAAGCUUUUUUCAAUGAGAUGAAGUUGCCUGCUUGGGACGUCUUGCAAUUCCAAACAGCGGGCAUCGAGCUCUCUGCUAGAAGGGAAACCAUAAAAAAGGAGGAGGAGGAGGAGGAGAAGGAGAAGGAGCAGGAGGGCGAUAAAGAAGACAAAGACAAGGCAAAGGAGGAGAAUGACGGCAAGUCAAAGGAAAUUAUAACCAAGAAAGACAAAGCCUCCUCCAAAGCCUCCACGAUGAAGUAUGGUGCCGCAGACGGAAUGGGCAAAAAGGAAAAGAAGGAAUGGAAGGUAGGUUUCGGGCUGUUUGGCAUGCUUCACAUUACAAAAGCUCCCAAGUCACCGGUGCCGCUGGAGGCAAGGUACUGGAUUCGUAUGGGAGACUGGAAGGAGGAAAAGGAGGGGGGAGAGGAGGGUGAGAAUGGAGGUGAGGAUGGAAAAGGCGAGAGCGGCAACGAGGAAGAGAAAGAAGAGAAGAAAGACGACGACGCAGGUAAGGAGACUGACGAAGCAGAUGCCAAGGAUGGUGAGGCAGACGAGGUCGCAGAAAGAGGAAAGCAAUAUGAAUUGUUGAUCGCGGUGGAAGAGUGGAAAGAUUUCUGUGCGAUCUCGAAUCUUGAUAUGAAAGAAGCUCGGUUGCACGCAUUCUUCAAACCCGGCGGAUUUCGCAAGUCUUGCACUCUCUCUGUAACUGGAUCUCUCGAGUUUGCUCAAGGGUGUCUUGACAAGAAGGAAGAUGACAAAAAGAUUGACGAGGGGCAAGUGGUUAAGGAAGAGGAGAAGCCGAAGAAUGCAACUCUCGAAAUCGAAGGGUUUCUAUCGAGACAGGACUACCAUUUUGACGCGAAAGUCGGAAACCUGAAACUCGACUCGAUAUUGAAGAUAUAUGCUCAGAUUACCGGAGGCGAACCAUCAAGGGAAGCCAAAGAGCAUGACCUGGUCUUUGAAGAACUGCAUUUGAAUAUCAGCCGCAAGCUGCAGAACAAGGAAAGCAGUGACGAGGAAAAGGAAGAAACGGAAGAAAACGAAGAAGAGAAGAAAAACGAAGAAGAGAAGAAAAACGAAGAGAAGAAAAACGAAGAAGAGAAGAAAAACGAAGAAGAGAAGAAAAAGGAGGGAAAGGUGGAAAAGGAGGGAAAGGAUAGCAAACAAGUGGAGAAAGAAGAUGGGGAAAAGAAGGGGGAAACGGAAGAAACGGAAGAAAAGAAGAAAAAGGACGAAAAGGAAGAAGAAGAGUCUUCGAGUUCCCUGGAGCUCUCUGGCAAAGUCAGCUUCAACGAUUGCAAGAGUGUUCAUGGUUUGAUCAAAAUAGACAGCAUCUCAGGCCUCACUAUCCAAGGUGGAGUCGAGGACUACGAAAUCAAGGAUGCUGGGGUCACCAUCAAAGAAGCCAGCAUCGAUAUCUUUAUUGGAGCAAAGCCAGAAAAGUCCAAGGAUGCCUCCGGGGAUACCUCCAAGGACAAGCCCAAACCCAAGGGAGAAAUAAAAGACAAAAAGAAAGCUGGAAAGGACAAGGUUGAGGUCUUCAAUCGAGCCAGCAAGUUUGCCAUCAAAGGAAAGGUUGAUUUCAGUGGCAUCACCGUGACGGCUGCGUUCAUGACUGAGCGGAGCGAAACCAACGCCAAGUCAAAGAAGAAGUCUGAACGAGAAUGGGUCUUGUUUGGCAUCUACGAGGGACCUUUGAACCUUGGGAAGAUGUGCCAUAUCAUGGAAGGCCCCAUGGCCGACCUGCAGCUGGAGAACAUCGCUCUGAUCGCGGCAUCUGGCGAAAACAAUACCAUCAAGGAAUUGAACACGCUCAAAUAUCCAGUCAAAAAGGGCAUCUCACUGUGCGCGACGGUGCCACCUCUGCCCGAGCUGAACAAUUUCGCCAAACAGAACGUGGAUGGUCUGGUUCUCGUCGCAACUAUACAGAACAAGCUGGAGCUUGACAUCCACUUGCCCAAAGCUUUUGAUGUCACGAUCACUGAUAGUGUGAAACUGUGCGAGAUUGGAGUUGGCAUCGAAAUCAGCCAGAAUCCUAGCUUGAUGGUCACGGGCACUUUAAACAUCUUGAUGGACUCGGACGAGGACCCCUUGCUGCUCGAAGGCAUGGUGAAGGCUGGUCUGCUAAGUUCAUCGGCUUCGAUCGCCACCAAGUCGCCGUGGGUGAAUCCGUUCAACAUCAGCAGACACGUUAAGAUCGCCGACUUCAGAGUCGAGAUUGAAAUUACCUAUGCAACGGUCAUGGAAGCUGGACCUUCCAAGCUGGGCCUUGCUGGAGAUAUUGAGGUAGGAGAUCUUACUGCUGGAGCUGCCAUGCAGAUCAGCCACCACCCUGGUGAGCAAGUCUUAUCGGCCAAUAUUUCCAAGGUCGAUCUGGUCGAAAUCAUCCAUGUUGCCGGCCAGAUUGCCGAGAUUCAAGUCUUGCAAGAUAUCCACGGCGGCGAUGAUACGUUUGUCUUUACCGAUGCCAAUAUGUACCUCUCCACAGGGGGGACCAUCGCCGGAAGAGAGUACCCGCAGGGUAUAUCAGCCGGUGGGAAGCUAACGGCGUUUGGCAAGACGGCCAAAUUCGACCUGAGCAUUACAAAAGCAGGUCUGGAUUUCCAAGGACAUAUCGACAAUUUUAGUCUCGGCCCGCUGGUCGUCUCAUCGGCGAAUGGAGAUCCCAGAGCCAGCAUGGUUGUGGUGAUGACCAAAGACCAACAGGUGAUCAAGGUAAACGGAAUGGUUACCUGCUUUGGAAUUGGCUUUGCCGCCUUGAUCGACAUCCAAAUGGGAACCAAGACCCCGUCUUUCGAUGCGUCCAUCGCUGUGGCUUUUACUAACGCGUUCGCAAUCAAUCUGCAAGCUACCGUGGAGGACUUCAAGGAGGUCAAGGAUCUAGCAACAAAGGAUUUAUAUUUCCACGCUGAGAUCAAGGGUGAUCUGUUUGACAUGAUUUGUGAAAGUAUCAAGAGCUUGCUCGAGACAAUCGAGAAGCUCGGUACGGAGAGUAUCGAAUCUCUUCAACAACUCAUCGGAGCACAGGUUGCCAUCAGGCAGGCUGAAAUGGACCAGCUCAAGGAGGGACUGACCAAGGCAGAGGAGGAAGUAAAGGCAAGGCGCGAGCAGCGCAAACGCAGGAUGACUGAGGAGAAGCAGAAACGCACCGAGGCAGCGAAUGAAAUCACUCGGCUGGAAGACGAGGUGACCAAAGCCAGGCAAAACAAAGCCAAGGUCGAACAAGAGCUGAAAGACGCGGUCGAAAGGGCCAAGCAGGAAAAGGCAUCUCUCAUCCAGCGCAAGAGAAAGGAGUACGAUGACAAGCUGCAAAAGGCCAUAAAAGAAAAGGAAGACUAUGAGGCGGUGUUGGCCCGGCUGAAGAAAAUGCAGCAAGAUCGAUUCGGCUUAGAUUUUCUCAAGAAGGUUAAUAUUGCCAAAGGAGCCUAUUAUGAAAAAGAGAGGAUUCUGGAAGCUGCGUGGAAAGACGUUGAGUGGUUGAGAUGGAAGGUAAAAAAUGUAUACGUAUGGGAGCUUCCUUACUGGCUCCCCCAACUCGGGGCGGCCGAAUUGUUCCAUGAAUCUGCCAAAAUAAUAAUGGGCGGUUAUCUCGAAGCGGCAAAGGCACUUGAAGACACCCUUAAUUCCGACGCCUUCCAACAGCUCGUCAAGGGUAUUGAAGAUGCAGAAGCGGCGGUGGAACACACGGCCAAUGGAAUCAACAGCCUUGUCAACGGAGGGGGGUUCGACGGGUUUAUCAGAUCCUUUAUUGACACAGAAGAAGAGAAAAUCAAAAGAGCCAUAAAGAAUCUCGAGGCGAUGCAGAAUGAGAACAACGAGUAUCAGAGGGCUAUCCGGGAGGCGCUGGAAAUCCUGAACCAGAACAAACCAGGACUCGAAGAUGAGAUCGCCAAGGCCGAUGAGAAGCUCAAAUCGCUGGAAGAGGAUGCAGUACUGGCGGAGCUCGAGCGAAACUACAAAAAUCAGCUUGAGAUGCAUGAAAAAGUGAAUAAUGUCAUACAAGGAAUGCAGGCCGGUCUGCAGACGCUCAAGGAGAAUUGGCAAAAUGGAAUGCAUGCGCUGGAAAAGGUGGUCGAUGACAUCCAAAAGACAAUCAACGCCGGCUUUCACAUCGAGCAAAUUGAGGUGGCAGUGCACACUCAUGCGCUGGUUGACAACAAGCCCCUGCUGUUCAAAUUCCAUGGCACGGUGGUGAGCAAGCACUUUGACAUUGAGGCAGAAUGGACGCCUGGUAAACCGCUCAGUGACUUUUACAAGGGAGUGACCAACAAGAUCCUGAAGCUUGCGGUGUGA